This is a messenger RNA of Neurospora crassa OR74A, 1733 nucleotides long. RefSeq lists its product as hypothetical. Gene Ontology annotation, cellular component: nucleus. The record is from RefSeq and is a predicted model, not a curated record. The coding region runs from base 249 to 1157 and encodes 302 amino acids. Gene Ontology annotation, molecular function: DNA-binding transcription factor activity; protein dimerization activity. The transcript has 3 exons. NCBI's taxonomy places the organism in Eukaryota, Fungi, Ascomycota, Sordariomycetes, Sordariales, Sordariaceae.
GAAUCUCUUUCAAUAACCGGUACGUUUUCUAACAUGAUUCGACUGAUAAAUACCUUUCUCUUGGUGCCCAAGUUUCUUUUUGGCGUUGUUGUUGGUGCUUGUUUCCUUGAAGCGUUGGAUGGGUCCAAGUCCUGAUUGACGCAGUCACGAGUUUUGCACAUGACCUCGACCACCUCGUAAGAAUCCCAAGCGUCCCGACCACCAAAGCCUCUAGUCAAGCAUCGUGUUUUCCUUCUCAGAGAUCUAAAAUGGCUGCUCCCGUUGCUAUGGAGCAUCCCGACCUCACAGACCUUUCCAACGCCCCAGGACAGAAGCGAAAGCGCGCAUCCGAGUCCGCUUCGCCCGAUUCUCGAAGAAACAAGCGCGGUGUUCCACCGGCGACAAUGGCGGUCCCUGAGCCAGAGGCGUUCCUGGAGAAUGCUGUCAGCAUCGCACAAGCAGCCCAUGAUCAUGUCAGCGCCGACGAUUUCAAUGCGCUGGCCCAGGCUGCCUCGGAUCACACAGACACGGCCGAUGCGAACAGCGCUACUAACACUGCCGCCGCCGCCCUCAACAUGUAUCCCACUCUUCAUGUUCCUCCACCAACUGAGGAGACUUUUGCGCCUCCGCCGCCAGGACCAGAGAUGCAGCACCACCACGAGAAUGCCUAUCACAACCCGUCUCCCGUCCAAGAGCCAGACGGACUGCCGCCUAUGACCCCCCAGACAUCUCUUCCACCGGCCAACGGUGUACAGCCUGAACCGCCAAAGUGGGGAACGCAUCUCCCGCCCAAGCCGGCCGUUGGCAGUGAAGAGUGGCACAAGAUGAGGAAAGACAACCACAAAGAAGUGGAGAGACGACGUCGCGAGACUAUCAACGAAGGCAUAAAUGAGCUUGCAAAGAUUGUUCCCGGAUGUGAGAAGAACAAGGGCUCCAUCCUUCAGCGCGCUGUUCAGUUCAUCACUCAGCUUAAGGAGAAUGAAACGCAGAACAUUGAGAAAUGGACACUGGAGAAACUGCUCACGGAGCAGGCUAUCCAGGAACUAAGUCAGUCCAACGACAAGCUUAAACAAGAGGUAGAUCGGCUAUAUCGGGAGAAGGAGAUGUGGAAGAGCAUUGCCGAGUCAGCCGGUUUACAGCCUCCUCAACCAAAAGAGGAACCAGAGGGCAGCAGCUAGCGGGAUGUUACUGAGAGGUUCUUCUGAUUCUUGCUUAGGCUAUUCUCUUCCUGAGAAAUUAUUUGGCGUUCUUAGAUUCUCGUGGGAGUGGACCUCAUGUAUAGCGUCACUCUUGAUUAUUUACCUUAUUCUGGGCUUCGAUAUGGCUGUUUGGAAACAUUAUAACAACAGCACAACAUUCUUUUAUGGUGGUGGUUUUGUAGGUUCUGCGCAAAGCCAUUCAGCAGGUUCCAUGAAAUACCCUUUGAUCAACAGAUUGAUGAUGGCAUCUGACCUUACGUGGAGCUGUGAACGCACGCGCGGAGGAAGCUUGGGUCCAGGACGGAGUGAGGUCCCCAGAUUCCAGCGGGGUUCAGCGGGACUCGGCGGGGUCAAGUCAGUUAUCUGAUAGGCUGGAGAUGACGCAGCAUGUUGACUGGUACAUAUCUAGCUAGGAUGUUGUGAUAUGGCGCCGAUAACGCGACUUUCGUCUACUACAGUACUACCUAUUUACGAGAUGAGAAUAAUGGAGAUCAAUCACAGAGUAACGGAAAAAGGAUACAGAGAGAAGACGUUUGGUAUGGGGUAUCUGCAGUC